Messenger RNA from Penicillium verhagenii, 1701 nucleotides. RefSeq names its product chaperonin-containing T-complex alpha subunit TCP1. NCBI's taxonomy places the organism in Eukaryota, Fungi, Ascomycota, Eurotiomycetes, Eurotiales, Aspergillaceae. Gene Ontology annotation, cellular component: chaperonin-containing T-complex. The record is from RefSeq and is a predicted model, not a curated record. The transcript has 6 exons. Gene Ontology annotation, biological process: protein folding. Bases 1 to 1701 code for a protein of 566 amino acids. Gene Ontology annotation, molecular function: ATP hydrolysis activity; ATP-dependent protein folding chaperone; ATP binding.
AUGGCAGGCAUCUUCGAGGCCCCGCGGAAUGCGGACACUCUCUUCUUGGGUGGUCAGAAAAUCACCGGUGCCGAUGUUCGGGAGCAGAAUGUUCUCGCGACUCAGGCUAUUUCAAAUGUCAUCAAGAGCUCUUUCGGUCCUUCGGGAUUGGACAAGAUGAUGGUGGACGACAUAGGGGAUGUGACCGUGACAAACGACGGCGCUACCAUUCUGUCUUUGCUGGAUAUUGAGCACCCUGCGGGCAAGAUCCUUGUCGAUCUCGCCCAGCAGCAGGAUAAGGAGGUUGGAGAUGGAACUACUUCCGUUGUCCUAAUUGCUUCCGAGCUCCUGCGAAGAGGUAACGAGUUGAUGAAGAACCGGAUACACCCUACCACGAUUAUCAACGGAUACCGCCUUGCGCUUCGGGAGGCUGUGAAGUACAUGAACGAGAAUGUGUCAACAAAUGUGGAGAACCUGGGCAGAGACAGCUUGAUCAGCAUUGCUAAGACCUCGAUGUCCAGCAAGAUCAUUGGUUCCGACUCGGAUUUCUUUGCGAACAUGUGCGUGGACGCCAUGCUGCAGGUGAAGUCGACAAACCAGAGAGGCGAGGUCAAAUACCCUGUCAAGGCCGUGAACUUGCUUAAGGCCCACGGAAAGAGUGGUCUUGAGUCAGUUUUGGUCAAUGGAUACGCCCUGAACUGCACUGUUGCCUCGCAGGCCAUGACCACCCGUGUCACAGAUGCCAAGAUUGCUUGUCUGGACAUGAACUUGCAGAAGGAGCGCAUGAAGCUUGGUGUCCAGAUCACAGUUGAGGACCCUGAUCAGUUGGAGAAGAUUCGCGAGCGUGAGGCCGGUAUUGUUCUGGAGCGUGUUGAGAUGAUUCUGAAGUCAGGUGCCAAUGUCGUUCUCACAACCAAGGGUAUUGACGAUAUGGUUCUGAAGCUGUUCGUUGAGAAGGGAGCUAUGGCUGUUCGCCGCUGCAAGAAGGAGGAUCUCCGCCGCAUUGCCAAGGCUACUGGUGCUACCCUUGUCAGCUCCCUGUCUGACUUGAACGGUGAUGAGAAGUUCGAGGCAUCCAACCUCGGUAGCGCAGAGGAGGUUGUGCAAGAGCGUAUCUCGGAUGACGAGUGCAUCCUGGUCAAGGGCACCAAGGUCCACUCUUCCGCCUCUAUCAUCCUCCGCGGUGCUAACGAGUACAGCUUGGAUGAGAUGGAGCGCUCUGUUCACGAUACUCUCUGCGCUGUUAAGCGAACUCUGGAGAGUGGCAGCAUUGUGCCUGGUGGUGGUGCCGUGGAAACAGCCCUCCACAUCUACUUGGAGGAAUUUGCCGUCACAGUGGGCUCUCGCGAGCAACUUGCCAUCGGCGAGUUCGCCCAGUCUUUGCUUGUUAUUCCCAAGACUCUGGCCGUGAACGCCGCUAAGGACUCCUCCGAGUUGGUCGCACAGCUUCGUGUCCGCCACGCCCUGUCACAGCGUGUGCAGGAUGGUGAUGCCAACGAGGAAGAGAAGGCCAUUGCCAAGAAGAAGACAUACCGCAACUACGGUUUGGAUUUGACCAAGGGACGCGUUCACGACACUCUCAAGGCCGGUGUUUUGGAGCCCAGCAUGAGCAAGGUCAAGCAGCUGAAGUCUGCUGUUGAGGCCUGCAUUGCCAUUAUGCGUAUUGACACUAUCAUCAAGUUGGACCCCGAGCAGCCGCAGGAUGACGGCCACGGUCACUAG